Humulus lupulus (European hop) is the source of this 1281-nucleotide messenger RNA. Its product is annotated as alpha-ketoglutarate-dependent dioxygenase alkB. Bases 97 to 1161 code for a protein of 354 amino acids. Gene Ontology annotation, molecular function: ferrous iron binding; oxidative RNA demethylase activity; broad specificity oxidative DNA demethylase activity. Gene Ontology annotation, cellular component: nucleus; cytoplasm. The transcript has 7 exons. Gene Ontology annotation, biological process: oxidative RNA demethylation. NCBI's taxonomy places the organism in Eukaryota, Viridiplantae, Streptophyta, Magnoliopsida, Rosales, Cannabaceae. The record is from RefSeq and is a predicted model, not a curated record.
GAAACGAACCCCAAAUCAAACCCAACGAAUUGAAAGAAAGAAGAAAAAAUUCCUCUCCAGUUUCGUCGUUCUUCCCGGCGAGAACGACAGGGCGAAAUGUACGGAUCUGAUAAAGUUUCCGACGAGUUGGAGCUAACCGCUUUCAGAAGGGCGGAGAAGAAGUACAAGCUCUACUACGAUUCAACUCUCAAAAACAAAAAGAAAAAAGUACCCAGAGGGGUGGAUUUAUCUGAGGUCCUUGAUUUCAAAUCCAUUCUGCAAUCUUUCAAUUCGAACUGUCAGAUUCCUGCCGGAAUUGUCACUCUCGAAAACCAUUCCGGUCACCAAAUGUUCUGCUUGGAAAAUUGUCCUGGGUUUUAUUUCAUUCCUGGAGCUUUGAGUGUAGAAGAACAAUGCAAGUGGAUUAAGGAGAGUUUGAUCAGUUUUCCUCAGCCUCCAAAUAGAACUAAUCACAAUCCCUUUUAUGGGCCUAUGAAUGAUUUAUUUGUUGCAGCAAAAGAGAAGAAAGUUUUGGUUGAAGAAUUGGCUUCUUCUUCUCCUCCUAGUAUGGACUCUAGUUUGGAUCCUAAACGAUGGAAACUUGUUGAGGAACAAGAAGUUUCUUCAAUAGGAAAGGGUUGCAAAACAAUUUCAGCUUCUGUUCUUCUAAGGAAGCUGCGUUGGAGCACCCUAGGCCUGCAAUUUGAGUGGUCAAAGCGAAACUAUGAUGUGUCUCUUCCACAUAACAAAAUCCCUGAUGCACUUUGUGGACUGGCUAAAAGAUUGGCUGCGCCUGCAAUGCCGCCUGGUGAAGAAUUUAAACCAGAAGCUGCAAUUGUGAACUACUUUGGUUUAGGUGAUACGCUUGGAGGCCACCUUGAUGACAUGGAAAAGGAUUGGAGUAAACCUAUAGUAAGCCUGAGUUUGGGCUGCAAAGCAAUUUUCCUUUUGGGAGGAAAGUGUAAAGAGGAUCCUCCUGUAGCAAUGUUCCUCCGAAGUGGUGAUGUUGUUCUUAUGGCCGGAGAAGCAAGAGAAUGUUAUCAUGGUGUGCCGCGAAUCUUUACAGACGAAGAAAACGCUGAGAUUUCGGCUCUUGAAUUGCACUUCUCAAAGGAAGAUAACUGUUUCUUAGACUAUAUCCAGACUUCAAGAAUCAACAUUAAUAUUAGAGAAGUAUUUUAAGUUUUGUUGUUUUGUCUUAUAAAAAAUAUAGGUCUUGAUAGAUCAACAGUUUUGGGAAGAAAGUUAACACUAUGUACUAUGAAGUCUUUAAAAAAAUAAUAGAAUUUUUAUUCUGAUUUA